Ectocarpus siliculosus is the source of this 504-nucleotide messenger RNA. The record is from the annotation of a GenBank genome assembly. NCBI's taxonomy places the organism in Eukaryota, Phaeophyceae, Ectocarpales, Ectocarpaceae.
AUGUGGCAUGCUUGCCCCUAUCCUCCAUCAAACUCCUCGUUUGUAUUUCUUUUUCAGUUGGCUCGCCAGAGCAGCGUGGCGUACCUUGCCAGAUCUCUGGGCAGGGCUUCCUUCGUAGACCCCUCCGUGGUCGCCACUGCCGUACAAUCGCUCUUGGACUGGGCAGGGCAGUACCUGGACCAGCACGUGGACGAGCACGUGGACGCCUCGACAGCAGCGCCGGUACAAGCGCGUGGAACUCCGAGCUCCAAGGGGUUUGAGACCCCUGUGGCGACCCGCGUCCGGGUAAGGCCACGGUCCUGGCACGGAAACCACCCUCGCCGGAGCGCUAACGGCGGCGACGGCGGCGGAAUGAUGCAGGCACCGAUGUCUGGGGUGUCCUCGAGGUCGGGGGGCGGCGGCAGCGGUGGGGUGGGCGUCAGGAGCAGCAGGAAGAGUCGGCUACCGGACCACACGCUGUGCUACUCGGUGUGCCAGGCGAUGUUCUACGUGAUGUGCUUCUGA